Molecule: messenger RNA, 1422 nt
Organism: Morchella importuna
Lineage: Eukaryota; Fungi; Ascomycota; Pezizomycetes; Pezizales; Morchellaceae
Exons: 4
Coding region: 1-1422 (473 amino acids)
Biological process (GO): L-valine catabolic process
Cellular component (GO): mitochondrion
Molecular function (GO): 3-hydroxyisobutyryl-CoA hydrolase activity
Source: RefSeq, a predicted model, not a curated record
AUGCCUCUCCGCUCAAAGAUCCUCAAUCCCGCAUUCACAAAGAUGUCAAUGUCCACGGCAGCCCCGGAGGGAAAGGCACUCCCCGAAGAAAACCCCGCCGACGACGUCCUCUUUAACUCUGUCUUCGGCGUCCGCACAAUCGAGCUGAACCGGCCCUCAAAACUCAAUGCGCUCAACAAGUCCAUGGCCGAGAAGAUCGUUCCGCGCCUGCAAGAAUGGGAAAAGUCCCAACUCGCAAACAUCAUCAUCCUCAAAGGCCACGGCGGGCGCGCCCUCUGCGCAGGCGGCGACGUCGGUGCCCUCGCAGCCCUCAACAAGACGGGCGAGGAGGGCAUCAAGCAGUCGAUUGCCUACUUUGGCCUCGAGUACCAGCUCGACCAUCUGAUUGCGACCUACACGAAGCCGUAUGUGGCCUUCAUGGACGGCAUCACCAUGGGCGGUGGCGUGGGGCUCAGCGUCCAUGCGCCGUUCCGCAUCGCGACGGAGAACACCCGCUUUGCGAUGCCAGAGACGAAGAUUGGCUUCUUCCCGGAUGUGGGCGCGAGCUUCUUUCUGCCGAGGUUGGAGGGGCAGGUGGGGACGUAUUUGGCGCUGACGAGUGAGCAGUUGAAGGGUGUGCAGGCGCUCUACGCCGGCAUCGCAACCCACUACAUCCACUCCUCCAGUCUCCCCGACCUCGAAGCCCGCCUCGCCGAGCUCACAUUCGACGACCUGGCCACCUCGCGCGAGAAAUGGAGCAUCAUCGACAGCACCAUCAACGAAUUCAGCACGGGUCUCCCGGACGAACCCAUCCAGCUCGGCGGCACCACCCGCACCUCCAUCGACACCUGCUUCGCCGGCAACACCAUGGAAGAAAUCAUCUCCGCUCUGCACGCCCACAACACCCCCUGGGCCUCACAGACACUCAAGACACUCCUCCAGCGCUCACCCACGUCGCUGCGCGUGACGCUGCAGCUGAUGCGUCUCGGCACGGGGUACGAGUGGACCAUCGCCGAGGCGUUCCAGCGCGAGUACGCGGUUGCCUCGCACUUUAUGCGGCACCCGGACUUUGUGCAGGGCGUUGAGCACGUGCUGUUGAAGAAGGAGGGGCCGCCGGUGUGGACGCCGCCGAAGCUGGAGGAGCUGGGCGAGGAGGCCGUGAGGGCGUUUGUGAACCCAGCGCCGGGGGAGCAGCGGCUGGCGCUGCUGAGGGAUCCGGGCGUGGGCGAUUAUGAGCGGUAUCCGCAUGAGGGGGUGGUAGGCCUCCCGACGGAGGCGGAGAUCAGGAGGCUGGUGGUGGGGCAGAAUACGUGGGUGAGGGAGGAUGUGGUGAGGUAUUUUGUGGACGCGAGGGGCGGGAGGGACGGGGUGGAGAGGAAGGUGAGGGAUGUGGUGGAGAGGAUGACGUGGGAGGAGCAUGGGAUGGUGAGGUGGAGGGAGUGA